Neopsephotus bourkii (Bourke's parrot) is the source of this 1766-nucleotide messenger RNA. RefSeq names its product calcium homeostasis modulator protein 5-like. The transcript has 2 exons. Gene Ontology annotation, molecular function: monoatomic cation channel activity. The coding region runs from base 84 to 1013 and encodes 309 amino acids. The record is from RefSeq and is a predicted model, not a curated record. Lineage: Eukaryota; Metazoa; Chordata; Aves; Psittaciformes; Psittacidae.
AGCUCUCCCCUGCUACAUACUACAGACUGCUUCAACCAAAGAUAAAAGCGUCUUGAUUUUUACCUCUCCAGUGAGUAUCAAACAUGGAUGCUUUCCAAACAAUCCUGAAGUUCUUUAUGAACCAGAAAACUGCUAUAGGUUACAGUUUUAUGGCACUGCUGACAAUGGGAGGUGAACGUGUGUUUUCUCUUGUUGCUUUCAGAUGUCCCUGCAGCAAUGAAAACUUCAGGUAUGGUUUGGUAUUUCUUUUCUCUCCAGCUUUUGUUUUGCUAGUUAUUGGAUAUUUCUUAAACAGCAAGACCUGGAAACUCUUUACAGGCUGCUGGGCAAAUCCCAGAAAAAUAUUCCCCAGAGGGAAUAUCUGCCAUUUCUUUUACAUCUUUGGACAAAUCACUUUAAAUGCACUGGUGGCCCCUGUGAUGUGGCUUUCUGUGGCUUUGCUCAAUGGGACUUUUUACGAAUGUGCCAUGAGUGGCUUGAAGAAUCCUGCCUACUUACAUGCAGUUUGCCAGAGCAAAUCUGCAGAGUGCUUUGAAGAGCUACACAAGAUUGCCUGUGACAAAAGCUCCAUGCCCUUUUCAGAGAGUGAUGAACUGAAACGAACUCUUCAAGCACAGUCCCAGAUUUUAGGCUGGUGUGUGAUAGUUACCACAGCUCUUCUCUCCCUGCUAGCCACUUGCUGUGUCAGCUGCCAGUCAAAAGUCAGCCACCUCCAGCUGAUGUUCUGGAAUGUGUACGAGGGGAAGGAGAAGGAGCAACUGGAGCAGAUUUUCCAGCUGUAUGCCACCAAGCUAAGCGAGAGAAACCUGAAGUGCUUUUUUGAGAACAAGGAACCAGAAGCGAUUCCCCUGCCAUCUUUUCAGGCAUGGGAAGAUGCUUCCCAGCUCUACUCUUUCAGCAGUAGCAAACAACAUUAUAGCACAAUUCACAGGUUAGUUGAAGAAGGCCAGAAAGAAAUCAAUGAAGGAGGAGAGACUGUUCUGGACUUUGUAGACAGAAGGGAAAUACCAUAGAACAAAUAUGUUUUCAGGUUUUUUAUAUCUUGCUAAUAUAGCAUACUUCUAGGUAGUUUCAUCUCUGCAUUUUUUUGCAAUGGGCUCUUUCUUCUUCAUCAUGUUCUCCCCCAGUUACAAACUCGCUCAAAAGGAUGCAAUGAAAUUAUUUCCCAAUGCCAAAGAAAACUCCUUCAUGCAGUCCUCCAUAGAACCGAGGGUUCAUACUCUACUGAUGUUGCUGGCUACACAUCAAAAGCUGACAGCAAAAAGAGAUGGGCAAUGACUUCUGCAAGAGGGUUUUAACAAUUUCCUAUGUGAAAGGCACUAUAGUAUGCUUGUCCUAUGUAAAUCAGGAAACUACUAUGAAGUAACACCAUUUAAAAGAUGUGAAUAUAAUAAUGGAAAAUGUGUGUGGCUUUCUGACAGACCACAGAAACUAAAGAUAUCGCUUCUGAGUCAUUUGCAGGCCAUUUGCAGGUACAGCAUUUUCUUGAGGCACCAGUGGUCACUCAGGGCAUCUCAGUGUCUUUGGACUCCUGCUGCACCUCAUUGACCAUGGAUGGUCACACUGAUCAGCCCUACUCCUCUAGUCCCUGGUACAUCUCCCUGAGACAUUGGGGCAGAGACCUCCACUGACAGGGAGCUGCCAGGUAAUUUUUUAGACAAAUCUUACAGCAGAAGUAUAUAUAUGGCACCAAAGACUUGAAAUUACCAAAUGGUUUGGCAUUUUUGUGUGUUUGUUAAAAAAUAACAUCCCAUUUUGAAAUACGA